Messenger RNA from Mesorhabditis spiculigera, 1098 nucleotides. The record is from the annotation of a GenBank genome assembly. Lineage: Eukaryota; Metazoa; Nematoda; Chromadorea; Rhabditida; Rhabditidae.
AUGGAGGGCGGCUCAAACGGGACGUCUGCUGGGGCUGUAGGGGCAGAGCCGGAGGCCAUACUGAUGGAGCCGACCACCUCUGAGAUUAUUGAAAUGCUCUACCAGCUGACGUUCUUUAUGAUAGGCACGCCGCUGAAUGUCUGGGCGUUUAUGCGGACAAAUAGACAUAUCCGAGCAGGCGGAGUAGAAUCUCGUCUCGUUCGACUCAGUCGGCAACUUCUAAUCGCCCACAUCAUCGUGCUGUUCGUCUACGGUGUCUGGAGGAGCUACUGGUUCUUCAACAUCGUUUGGGUGCAGGGCGACUUCCUAUGCAAAUUCUUCUCCUUCUGCUGCGCCUUGCCUUUUCACCUGUGGUCCAAUAUGGUAGCGGCAAUAGCUGUUGAUAUGCUUUGCUGUAUCACAAGCCCGCUGAGCAGCUACCGUAACGGGGCCAAUCGGGUGUCCUGGCUAAUCGCGAUGGCCUGGAUACUGUCGAUUAUCUGCGCGGCGCCGAUGUUGAUUUUGAGGGGAACCGUCAAAAUCUCCGAUCAAGAAGAUGCCCUCGAGCAGUGCUAUCCAUUGAUAGGGGUGUACUCCCAUGAAGUGCUGGUCGUGUUCAACCUCUUCCACGUCAUCACCACCUUCUACGUUCCCCUAAUCGUGGUCGUAGUGUGCUACUCACUCAUCGGCCUCUCACUCAAGAAGCAGAUCAACGAAAGAAAAUUGCUGCAAGACGGGGCUGAUCAAAAACGCGGCUACCGCCAAUCGACAACAAAAGCCCGAUUCCUGCGGGCGAGUCUGGCGAUCAUUUGCACAUUCUUUUUCACUUGGCUGCCGUAUCAGGUGCUUGCCCUCCUCCGGGUCAUCUGUGACGAUCAUGAGAUCUGCCAGGCCAUCACUGGCAAGCUGAACUGGCUGCAAGCCAUCAUUAUAGCUAGUACCUGCAUCAACCCAUUCCUCUACCAAUUCGGCUCGGAACGCAAAGCACACUGCUCGGCGAAUUGCUCGACGUUAGAGAGCACCAAUGGCGUACCGGGCGGCAUCAAAGUUUAUCAAAACCCCGCCUCCUCUUCUGGCGUCGCCAGAACCGAACCGAACCCCGGCCGGACCAGCCAAAAA